AGUUCGACGUUAAAGAUGUAUAUGCGCCGGUGUAGUCAAUUUUGCAAUUAGUGGUUGAGCCUCUCUUUUUUGGUUUUUGAGAUUUAGUGCGUGGCUGUUUAUCACAUUCAGCAGCUUUCAAAUUAAUUUUUUUUUCAAUCAAAAAAAAAAAAAAGGAUUUUGUAAAAAAAAGAAGAAAUUCCGGACAAAAUGGCUGAUAUUCCACCGGGUGCAUCGCCGCCGAUUAAUGAUAAUAAUCAGGAUGCAGAACAACCUUUUCUAUCGAGUUUCAUUUCGGAAAUUGUACGAAGUCCCGUGAAUCUUGCCCUGGUGGCAAUAAUUGCCUUUCUCGUUUACAAAAUAAUUAAAAGUCGAACGAAAUCAGAUGAGCCGGUUGUUGAAACUAAAGAAUUGCCAAAAUUAAAGCGUGAUUUUACGCUCGAGGAAUUAAAACCAUACGAUGGAACGGGUCCUGAUGGUCGUGUCCUUGUUGCCGUCAAUGGAAAUGUCUACGAUGUUACAAGAGGAUCAAGAUUUUACGGCCCUGGCGGACCUUACGCGGCAUUUGGAGGCAGAGACGCCAGUCGGGGUUUAGCCACGUUUUCCGUAUCCGUGGGAAAAGAUGAAUAUGAUGAUUUAAGUGAUUUGAAUACCACAGAAAUGAAUUCUGUCAGGGAAUGGGAGGAACAAUUCAAAGAAAAAUAUGACUACGUGGGAAAAUUAUUGAAACCCGGCGAAGCGCCGACAAAUUAUUCCGAUGAGGAGGAAGAAGGAAGUCAACAGGAACAGCAAGAAACAAAAAGCGAUGAAACACCAAAGUCUAAAGAUGAUUGACCGCUCGAAUUGGCGUUCAAUGUGAAAUACCAUAAAGAAAACACCACGCACACAUUGUUAAAAUUUUUUUCAGAAUUAUUGCCUAAAGAAUACAUUUGGAUGUUUUAAUACUUUGUCGCGGGUCAUUUGAGAUAAAACAGUGAAACUGCAUUUGUUGAAAGUCAAAUAUCUGUAAAUAUUUGAGAGACUGUUGUUGCAGUUUUAUUUUUUAAAGAAGAGGAAGAAACAAAAAAAAAGAUCAAGUGUCCAUUUUAUAAUUAAUAGUGAAUCGUGUUUUUACAAGUGUACAAAAAAUUUUCCAUAAAAAAUCAAAUCGGGAACAAAUUGACAAAUAUCCUUAAAAAAAAGUGAUGAUCUUUAAAAAUAUUCUUCUUACAAAAUUAUUUUUUAAAAAUUAUUAUUUAAAAAUUAUUUUUAAAAAUUAUUUUUAAAAAUUAUUUUUAAAAGUCUACAAAAUUAUUUUACAAAAUUGUUCUUUGUUAUCAUUCUUCAAUUUAUUGCUUUAAUGAAAAUUUUAAUUUCGAAGAAAAUAUAUAAUAUAAAUUAUAAUUUUAACAGAUUAUAUUUAAUGUUAGAGAGAAGAUUUAAAAAAAAAAUUUCAAGUGAUAUUUGUUAUUUAAUUAUAUAUAUUACAGAAUAGAAAAAAAUUUUUUGUACUCCUGUAUAUAUUUGGUACAGAUUACAAUUUUAUUCUAUUACUUAAUCAAAGGCAAUGAUUUCGCUUUAUGAUCUCGCUAAAUUACUAAAAAAAAAAGAAAAGAAUCACAUUCACCUCUUUACACGCAGUGCAUUCAUAUCCAUCAUUAGUUCACGAUAGUCAAGAUGGAGCAUUUUUAUAAUACGAGAAAUUAUCGCAUUA
Messenger RNA from Leptopilina heterotoma, 1672 nucleotides. It is a transcript of the gene MSBP, whose product is annotated as membrane-associated progesterone receptor component 1. Gene Ontology annotation, cellular component: endomembrane system; membrane. The record is from RefSeq and is a predicted model, not a curated record. The transcript has 4 exons. Lineage: Eukaryota; Metazoa; Arthropoda; Insecta; Hymenoptera; Figitidae. The coding region runs from base 190 to 813 and encodes 207 amino acids.